AAAUUCACAAAAAAAAAUGUUUAUAGAACGUUUGCUAGUGGUGCUAUCGUUGGUUGGCCUUGCCCCAAAUGUAGAGCAGCAGAAAUAUGCAGUAGUUUUCGACGCCGGAAGCACGGGCUCCCGAGUUCAUGUGUUCAACUUCGACAGCGACAUGGGUCUCCUCCCGAUUGACCAAGAAUUCGAGUUUUAUCAAGCGAUAACACCAGGUCUGAGUUCAUACGCAGAUAAUCCCAAGGCUGCAGCCGACUCCUUGAGGCCGCUCUUAGACCAAGCCGAGGCAGUUGUUCCACAGCAACUGCGCUCUACCACACCACUUAAACUCGGGGCAACCGCCGGUCUUCGCCUCUUGCCCGGCAACUCUUCCGAUGCUAUAUUGGAAGCAGUGAAAGAGUAUUUUGAGCAAGAAAGCAGCCUUGAUUACAGGCCAGAAUGGAUAACCGUUCUUCAAGGAACAGAUGAAGGUGCUUACAUAUGGAUCGCAAUCAACUAUUUGCUGGAGAGUUUAAGUGGAGGAUUCUCACAUACCGUAGGUGUGGUGGAUCUCGGCGGAGGAUCGGUGCAAAUGGCGUAUGCUAUCUCUGACUCCGCCGCUUCAACCGCCCCAUCUUCAUCGCCGCAAGGAGACGCCUACGUCUUCCAAAAGCUGAUUUUAGGAACUAAUUAUAACCUCUACACUCAUAGCUACUUGAACUACGGCUUGAGAGCAGCACGAGCUCAGAGCCUCAACAUCACGGGAUCUCGCGGCAAUCCAUGCGUCACCAACGGUUACGAAUCCACGUAUGAAUACAACGGCGAGGUCUACACCGCGAAGCCCCCGCUCUCCGGCACGAAUCUGCGGAGAUGCAGAGCGUUAUCGCGGAAGGUGCUCAGAAUCGACGCGCCGUGCCCGCGCAGCAACUGCACCUUCGACGGCGUCUGGAGCGGCGGCGGCGGGGACGGAUUCAGCAACCUCUACAUCGCCUCGUACUUCUACGACACCGCCGCCGAGAGCGGGAUCGUGGAUGCGGCGGCGAAUGCGGCGAGGAUCCGGCCGAUUGCGUACAGAGAGGCGGCGAAGCGCGCGUGCGGAGCGGAUGUGGAGAGUAUGAAGGCGAUAUUUCCGGUGAUUGAGGAGGGGGAUUUGGGGUAUCUGUGUAUGGAUCUGGUGUAUGAGUAUAGUUUGCUGGUGGAUGGAUUUGGAUUGGAUCCGCUUGAGGAGGUGACGGUGGUGAAGAAUGUGGAUUAUAAGGGGUCGUUGAUUGGGGCGGCGUGGCCGCUGGGUUGCGCGGUUGAACUGCUCUCGUUGUGAAGAAUGUUUUGUAUCGUUGCUUUCUGUUUGAAUAAGAUCGUCAUGGGAUUAAUUAAUGAGCUAA
Molecule: messenger RNA, 1352 nt
Organism: Salvia hispanica
Lineage: Eukaryota; Viridiplantae; Streptophyta; Magnoliopsida; Lamiales; Lamiaceae
Product: apyrase-like
Biological process (GO): nucleoside diphosphate catabolic process
Cellular component (GO): membrane
Molecular function (GO): nucleoside diphosphate phosphatase activity
Source: RefSeq, a predicted model, not a curated record